Molecule: messenger RNA, 6259 nt
Organism: Mytilus californianus (California mussel)
Lineage: Eukaryota; Metazoa; Mollusca; Bivalvia; Mytilida; Mytilidae
Product: polyamine-transporting ATPase 13A3-like
Exons: 30
Coding region: 144-3968 (1274 amino acids)
Biological process (GO): intracellular calcium ion homeostasis; polyamine transmembrane transport
Cellular component (GO): membrane
Molecular function (GO): ATP binding; ATPase-coupled monoatomic cation transmembrane transporter activity; ATP hydrolysis activity
Source: RefSeq, a predicted model, not a curated record
AAAUUUUACCUGUAUAUAUACGGUGCGACUUGUAGCGAAAAAAAGGUAAAAAGUUUGGUUUGACAUGUAAUGAACAUCUAUAAGUUAUUUGCAUCCAUGUCGAUCAACUGUUGAUGGGAAAUAUUGGAUGAGGAAAGGACUAAAUGGGCAAACCAGCUAAAAUAAAGGCAGGAAGAGUUGGACCACCACCAUUAAAAGAUGACAUCUUAUAUGUUAAUGCAUGUCAAGAAGAUCAAAUGGAAAUUUACGGGUAUGCUAAGAACAAAGGUAAAGAAAUCUGCAUGUGGAUUCUAUACUUCUUGACAGUAGGUUUACUACGGUUAUUUUUCUUCUGGUACCCACAUCUGAUGAUAGCAGCCACACAUGAGAAAAGUUCUUUAAAACAUGCAGUAGUUGUUGUCCUCAAGGACCAGUAUAAUCAAUGGUUUGUGGCCAAGGUUAAAUUUAAAGAGAGCAAUGGAAGGGAUGUCCAAAGUCCAGAGACUGGACAGGAGAACAAAGUAGAAGUUAUAUCUUAUAAGAAAGGAAAUUUACCAAAUACACCACUUAAACAGGGAGAUGUAGUAAGGGAACAGAGUCUUAUUCGAUUUUUUAUAACAAAGAAAGUGAAGUAUGUGUGGAACACAAGUUCUCAGGAAUUUGAGAAGGCAAAAGGAUUAGACCAUUCAACAAGAUGCUCAUACUUCCAUGAAGCUUCAGGACUUAGUCAUUUAGAACAGUCUCAAAGGAGACAUGUAUACGGCAGUAAUUCUAUUCAGAUCCAUGUGACACCUAUAAUCACAUUACUAUUCAAAGAGGUGUUAUCCCCAUUCUACAUAUUCCAGUUAUUUAGUUGUUCUGUGUGGUAUGCUGAUGAAUACUAUUAUUAUGCUUCCGCUAUCAUCCUAAUGUCAGUCAUAUCUAUAACAGUCACUAUUAUACAGACUAGGCGGAUGCAAAAAGCUUUGCGGAAUACGAUUGAUUCCUCCAGUAUAGUUACUGUUUGUAGAGGUCGUGAUGAAUACAUUGAAAUCUCGUCUGAAGAUUUAGUUCCAGGUGAUGUGAUAGAAAUACCAAGAAAUGGGUGUAUCAUGCAGUGUGAUGCUGUAUUAGUGGCAGGCAAUUGUAUUGUCAAUGAAAGUAUGCUGACCGGUGAAAGUGUACCAGUAACAAAGACCCCAUUACCAAAUACUAAAAUGUCUAAAUCUCAAGACGAUAUUUUUUUCAACAUUAAGGAACAUUCUCGUCAUGUUUUGUUUUGUGGCACUCAUAUCAUUCAGACCCGUUAUUAUGGAACCCACAAAGUUAGAGCUGUUGUCUUGAGAACAGGUUUUACAACAGCUAAAGGAGAACUUGUCAGAUCCAUCAUGUAUCCGAAGCCAGUAGACUUCAAGUUUAACAGAGAUACAUACAUAUUUGUUGGAGCUCUGGCAGCCAUUGCUGGUAUAGGAUUUAUCUAUACAAUUGUAUUGAUGGUACAAGCAGGAGAACAUCCAUCAGACAUUAUACUUCGUGCCCUUGACCUGAUAACAAUAGCAGUGCCACCAGCCUUGCCAGCAGCACUCACUAUUGGAAUUGUGUUUGCCCAGUACAGAUUGAAGAAACAACUUGUAUACUGCAUUAGCCCUAGAAGUAUCAAUGUCAGUGGCAGUAUCAAUGCUUUCUGUUUUGACAAGACUGGUACCCUUACAGAAGAUGGCUUGGAUAUGCAUAUAGUUGUUCCUAUGGAAAAUGACAAUUUGGACAAGGAGUACACAGACUUGAGUAAAGUGGACAAUGACAAUUUUAUAUCUGCAAUGGCAACUUGCCAUUCUUUAACUCUGAUAGAGGGUGUUCUAAGUGGUGACCCAUUAGAUCUUAUCAUGUUUGAAGCUACAGGAUGGGACCUUAUUGAGGAAGGGGAAAACUCGUCCAAGUUUGACAUGAUUGCACCAACCAUCGUCAGGCCAAAAUCUGAUGAAUCAAGAUCUUUUGACCAACACUUUAAGCCAUUACAGAAGGAGAUUGGAAUUAUACGUCAGUUUACAUUUUCCUCCAGUCUACAAAGAAUGUCUGUGAUUGUGAGAAUGUUAGGAUCACAACAUUUUGAGCUGUUUGCCAAGGGAGCUCCAGAAAAAAUAAUUCAGCUGUCUAAACCCGAAACAGUUCCUAAUGACUACCAUGACAAGUUGAUGAAGUAUACACAGCAUGGGUACAGAGUUCUUGCUCUUGCCUGGAGACAGUUGCCAGCUAAGCUUAAAUAUACUAAAAUUCAAAGAAUUCAAAGGGAACAAGUUGAGAAGGGAUUAACCUUUCUUGGAUUUUUGGUAACCGAAAAUCGGGUAAAACCUGAAACUACACCUGUCAUAACACAGCUAAGACAGGCCAACAUUAGAACUGUUAUGGUUACAGGAGACAACAUGUUAACAGCUUUAAGUGUUGCUAGGGAGAUUGGUAUGGUUCCACCUAAAGAGAGGGUUGUGUUAGUUCAAGGCUAUCCAGAAUCAGGCAAAACUGAUGCUUAUUUGGAGUUUGUUUAUGCAGAGGAAUACAAACAGGAGCCAACAAAAACAGGAUCUGCUUCUAUAGAGGAAGUUACAGUAGACAUUUUACCAAGGGAUGAUGGAAAUACUUUCCAUUUUGCUAUUGAUGGCCGUUCUUGGUCAGUUGUAAGGACACACUUCGAUGAUCUGCUUCAAAAGUUAUGUGUACGGGGAACAGUAUUUGCUAGAUUUUCUGCAGAACAAAAGGGACAAUUAAUAGAGACAUUACAAGAAUUAGGUUAUUUUGUUGGGAUGUGUGGAGAUGGAGCCAAUGAUUGUGGGGCCCUGAAGACAGCACAUGCAGGGAUAUCUCUCUCUGAGGCAGAGGCAUCAGUUGCCUCUCCAUUUACCUCUAAAAAACCAAAUAUAGAAUGUGUUCCUACGCUUAUCAGAGAAGGUCGAGCAGCGUUAACAACAUCAUCUGGAAUCUUUAAGUAUAUGGCUUUGUACAGUUUAAUACAGUUUAUGACAGUUUGUAUUUUGUACUGGAUCUCUAACAACUUGACAGAUUUUGAAUUCCUAUAUAUAGAUCUGUUUAUACUUACCACACUUAGUACAUCAUUUGGAGCCACUGGAGCCUAUGGGAAAUUACAUCCAGAACCUCCACUGAUAAACCUUUUUAGUAUUGGACCAAUCCUGACUCUUAUUUUACAGACAGGGAUACAGGCUGCAGCUCAGGUUUUUGUCUACCUCAAUGUUCAGAAACAACCAUGGUUUAAACCAUUUGUUGACAAUGAAGACGAUGCCUAUGAAAGUUACGAGAAUGCUUCUGUAUUUCUGAUAUCAUCAUACCAAUACAUUAUACUAGCUAUUGUCUUUUCAAAGGGAAGGCCAUACAGAAAGACUAUUUUCUCCAAUUAUUUUUUCCUUGUCAAUAUAGUGUUUUGUUUGGCCUGUACAGUAUGGCUACACAUAGAACCACUAGAAAUGUUUAGAGAGUUUAUGGAGUUGGCAGAUAUACCUUCUAUGGAGUAUAAACUAAUUUAUCUGGGAAUUGUUGCAAUCAACUUUAUUCUUUCGUUUUUAGUUGAAUCAUAUUUCUGUGACAGCUACUUAAUCAGCAGAAAAUUACAAGAAAAAAUCAAAGAGAAUUUCUUCAAUAGCCAAUUUAAAUACAAGGCAUUGGAAGAGGAGAUUUGUCAGUCGCCUCACUGGCCACCUGUUUCUUCCACAACGGAUCUUGUUGAAGUUUUCCAACGUAUGGACAGUGCAACAUCGGUAGACAUUGAUCGUACUAGUUUAAUGAGCAGUCUGGCAGACUCUGCAAGUGAGACUGGGUCACUCAGAAUCAAAAAUAUGGAAAUCACAGCAACACUUGACACCCAGGCAAGCAUGGCCACACUCGACACACAAACAUCUACUGUGGAUGACGAAGCACAGCUCGUUGAGGAUGGGGUAGAUAAUCCUGGAUUUGAGGAAGAUCAGCCUGAUAUUGGCUUACAUUCUACAACUACCACAAUUGUAUAAUGAAUCCUUAGGAAUUUCAUUUUUUGUGUGUAAUUAUACAUUAUUUGAAUGGUUAAUUCCUGGUAUCCUUUUUAUAUAUUAUUUAAAGUUUUUAUAGAAACAAUUAUAUUGUAAUAAAAUGCUUUUAGGCAUAUCUAGAGGAAAAAUCAAGAAUGUCAUCAAGCUUGAAUAAGUGAAAAUAAUACAAAAUAUAUACUGUUCUUUUUUUUUUAAAUUUCAUAUUAAUUUACAAGAUAUUAAAGUAUAAAGUUCGCUUGGUGUGUAAUGCUGUAUAUGUAGGUGCAUUAAGCAUUUCACUAUAUGCAAUUUAAUCGUGAAAUACAGUAUCCUUGGUGCAUUAAGAUAUGUAUUAUGUCUCCUAGAUGUUUUUUUAGGUUAAAAUUGGUGCAGGCUGGCUUUUUAUUAAUUAAAUUUGCUAGUUCCCAAAAUAAUAUAUGACAAACUUCAUAUUAUAUAACUAUGUAUGUAUUAUUCACUAUUGCAUAAAUAAUUACCAUGAAAUUAAUAAACUUGAGUUUUGUCUAAAUUUAAGUUUCUGUGGAGAGGUGUGUACAGGCUAUGCAUUAGAAACUGUUUAACACCAUUUGAUGCUUAUUAUCUAGAAGAGAAAAAGUACAUGACAUUCAGUAGAAACAAUGUCAAUUUCUGCAUGCAUCAUAAUUUUUUUUUCUAAACACUGAUUUUUUUUAUUUCUCUAAACAUCAUCAGUAUUAUUGUGCACUGUAUUUUGAUAUUAAUAGAAAUGUGAGUUUUUUUGUCAAUGAAAAAGCAACCAAUAGACUUUUGACUGGCACAGGAAUAGAAAGUUUAAGUUGUUUUAUACGACCGAAAACAUUUUAUUGGGAUCGUAUAAUGGUAUGAUGUCGUCGUCGUCUGCGUCGUCGUCCGAAGACACAUUGGUUUCCGGAAAUAACUUUAGUUUAAGUGAAUGGAUCUCUAUGAAAUUUUGUAAGAAGGUUCAAUACCACAAAAGGAAGGUUGGGAUUGAUUUUGGGAUGAUGGUCCCAACUGUUUGGGAAUUAAGGGCACAAAAAGGGUCCAAAAAGAAGCAUUUUUCUAGUUUCAGGAUAAUAACUUGUGUAUAAGUAUUUAGAUUGCUCUGAAAUUGUACCACAAUGUUUAAUACCACAAGUAAAAGAUUGGGAUUCAUUUUAAGGGUUAUGGGGCCAACAGUUUAGGAAUUAAGGGCCAAAAAGGGGCCAAAAAGGGGCCAAAAACAAGCAUUUUGCUAGUUUCCAGACAAUAACUUGUGUGCAAGUGUAUGGAUCUCUCUGACAUUGUAACAUAAGGUUCCAUACUACAAAGGAAAAGCUGGGAUUGAGUUUUGGGGUUAUUGCUCCAAGGGGGGUUUCAAAAAUUUGGGGGGGGGGGAUUUUUUUCCCAAUUUUUUAAGGGAUUCAUAUUUUAUUUCAAAAUUUUUAAAAUUUGAAUUUUUGAAAAGUUUCAAGAAAAAAUCUUCAAUUGCACAGUAUUGUGCAAUGAAUUUAUACGAUCUUUGACCACAUUUAUUUUGUGUCAGAAACCUAUAUUAUGUCAAAAAUUCAGACAGUAUCAAGCUUGAAUAAUGUGUCCAAAUUUGCCCCAACUGUUCAGGGUUCGACCUCUGCGGUCGUAUCAGGCUGCGCUCAGCGAAGCAUUUUAUUUUAGCAUUUACAAAAGACUCAUUAGUGAAGCUCGAAUCUAAAAUUCAAAAGUUAAAAGGCCAAAUAAGGUACAAAGUUAAAGAGCAUUCGGACUCAAAAUUGUAAAAGGUUUUACCAAAUACAGAUAAGGUAACCUUUUCCUGGGGUAGAACACCCUUGCUAUUUCGAACCUUUCAAGUUUUGUAAACAGUUGAGUUACUGAAACCUGCAAUGAUCUCAAAGCACUUAAUCUAAUGGUUUGAAAGGAAAGAGUUGAAAUUAUUUUCCAGUUCGAUUCAUUCUUGCGAAAAUAUGUCUAUAUAGAAAUGCAUGUCUUUUUCUAGUUUUUUUCCCAGAUGUUGAAUGGCAAUUUUCAUACAUUUCACCUGUUCUUGUUCUUAGUAGACAGAUUCUGUAUAUUUACUCAAGAUUUUGAUUGUACAUGCAAAACAUGAAUAUUGUUGGCACAUUUUUAUAGAUAUUAACCAUUUAAAUUCACUGAUUUUAGUUAUGAAAGUCUGUUUCAUAUCUGUUGUGAUUAUUUUAUAUGUUUAUAUAUAUGUACCGGUAUAAUAUAUUAAAAUGUAGCUCCCAAAAAUAUAUUCUUAGAUUUCUUUGUAAUUUUAUAUAAAGUUUUUGGUAUAUAUUUUAAUAAAAUGUAAGAUCUGA